AUGGACGGAACAGAGAAAGUGAAAGGUUCACAACCACAUCAGGGGCACCAUAGCUAUAGCAGAAGCAUAAGCAGGAGUUUUAGCAGAGCAAGUUGGAGAAUGGAAGAAGUGUUUGUGAGUGCCUCGCACUCUCGGAGAAGCAGCCACGUGGAUGAAGAUGAAGAAGCUCUGAAAUGGGCAGCCAUUGAGAAACUGCCCACAUAUGAUCGGCUAAGAACAAGCAUCAUCAAGUCCUGUGUGGAAACAGAACCUCAAGGACACCACCACAACAACAACAAAGUGGUGCAUAAGGAGGUUGACGUUCUAAAGCUCGACAUAAACGACCGUCAAAAUUUCAUUGACAGGAUUUUUAAGGUUGCAGAGGAAGACAAUGAGAAGUUCUUGAAAAAGUUCAGAAGUAGAAUUGAUAAGGUUGGGAUCAGACUUCCAACAGUGGAAGUUAGGUUUGAGCAUUUGAACGUUGAAGCCGAUUGCCAUGUCGGCACCAGAGCUCUUCCCACCCUCCCAAAUGUUGCUCGGAACAUUGCAGAAUCAGCUCUUGGCUUAAUUGGGAUUAGAUUGGCUAAGAGAACAAAGUUAACAAUUCUCAAAGAAGCCUCUGGCAUUAUUAAACCAUCAAGGAUGGCCCUUUUACUAGGUCCCCCAUCCUCAGGGAAAACAACCCUUUUGCUGGCACUAGCUGGGAAAUUGGACCCAGCCUUGAAGGUUAAAGGAGAAAUCACUUACAAUGGGUACAAGCUGAAUGAAUUUGUGCCGCAGAAGACAUCUGCAUACAUUAGCCAAAAUGAUGUUCAUACAGGAGUUAUGACAGUCAAAGAAACCCUAGAUUUUUCAGCAAGGUGCCAAGGGGUUGGUACUCGAUAUGAACUUCUUUCUGAGCUUGCUAGAAGAGAAAAGGACGCUGGAAUAUUUCCAGAUCUAGAAGUAGACCUUUUCAUGAAGGCUACUUCAAUGGGAGGAAUUGAGAGCAGUCUCAUUACAGAUUAUACUCUAAAAAUUUUGGGACUUGAUAUUUGCAAGGAUACAAUUGUUGGAGAUGAGAUGCGGAGAGGGAUUUCUGGUGGGCAGAGAAAACGAGUUACCACAGGUGAGAUGAUUGUGGGGCCUACUAAAACAUUGUUCAUGGAUGAGAUCUCAACGGGUCUAGAUAGCUCCACGACAUUUCAAAUAGUGAAGUGCCUACAACAAAUUGUACACAUCACUGAGGCCACAAUCUUGAUGUCCCUACUCCAACCUGCUCCUGAGACGUUCGAUCUCUUUGAUGACAUCAUCCUUCUAUCGGAAGGCCAGAUCGUCUACCAGGGCCCACGUGAGAACAUUUUAGAGUUCUUUGAGAGCUGUGGAUUUCAAUGCCCAGAGAGAAAAGGGACUGCUGAUUUCUUGCAAGAGGUUACAUCAAGAAAAGACCAAGAACAAUAUUGGAACGACAGAAGGAAGCAAUACAGAUACGUAUCAGUUACAGAAUUUGCAAACAGGUUCAAACGCUUCCAUGUGGGCAUGAGGCUCGAAAAUGAGCUCUCAAUCCCUUUCGACAAGCCUCGCGGCCACAAAGCAGCUCUUGUGUUCACAAGAUAUUCAAUACCCAAAAUGGAGCUUCUCAAGGCCUGCUUUGACAAAGAACGGCUGCUCAUUAAGAGGAACUCCUUCAUCUACAUCUUCAAGACGGUCCAAAUUAUAAUAUGUGCAUUUAUAGCCUCCACCGUUUUCUUGAGGACCGAAAUGAACACUAGGAAUGAAGAUGAUGGAGCAGUUUAUGUUGGUGCACUUAUAUUUUCCAUGAUCGUUAACAUGUUCAAUGGUUUUGCUGAGCUCUCUUUGACCGUUGCAAGGCUCCCUGUGUUUUACAAGCACAGAGACCUACUCUUCCACCCUGCUUGGACUUUCACUGUCCCAUCUGUCCUGCUUGGGAUUCCUAUAUCCAUCUUGGAAUCUUGUAUUUGGAUGGCCAUUACAUAUUACACCAUUGGAUUUGCACCAGAAGCUAGCAGAUUUUUCAAGCAUCUAUUGUUGUUAUUUUUGCUCCAACAAAUGGCUUCUGGGAUGUUUAGGCUUAUUGCAGGAGUCUGCAGGACCAUGAUCAUAUCGCACACUGGGGGCACUCUCAUCGUGCUCAUUGUUUUCAUGCUUGGAGGUUUCAUAAUUCCUAGAGGUGAAAUUCCCAAGUGGUGGAUUUGGGGAUACUGGGUUUCACCUAUGACAUAUGGCUUCAAUGCUCUGACUGUAAACGAAAUGUAUUCUCCGAGGUGGAUGAACAAACUGGUAUGCCAUACAAGGCUCUUCCUUGCAUGCAUCGUUGAUGAGCUAGAUUUGUUUAACAAAAAGGCUUCAGAUAAUGUUACCAGCUUGGGUGUGGCAGUGCUAAAUAACUUUAAUGUUUACCCUGACAAAUACUGGUAUUGGAUUGGAGCUGCCGCUAUUCUUGGGUUUGCAGUUCUCUUCAACGUCCUUUAUACGCUUGCGCUUAUGUACCUAAACGCUCCCGGAAAGCCACAAGCCAUAAUAUCCGAAGAAGUGGCAAACGAAAUGGAGGCAGACCAAGAAGAAUCAAAGGAAGAACCAAGGCUUAGAAGGCCCCCGUCAAAGAAAGACUCAUUUUCUAGAUCUUUAUCUUCUACUGAUGAAAACAACUCAAGAGAAAUGACAAUCCGGAGAAUGAACAGUCGAUCCAAUGCCAAUGGACUAAGUAGAAAUGCUGAUUCGUCUCUUGAAAUCGCCAGUGGUGUUGCCCCAAAGAGAGGAAUGGCUCAAACCUUCACUCCUCUUGCAAUGUCCUUUGACAGUGUUAAUUAUUAUGUGGACAUGCCCCAUGAAAUGAAGGAAGGAGGAGUGGCAGAGGACAGGCUGCAACUACUUCGUGAAGUAACUGGUGUAUUUAGGCCUGGGGUCUUGACUGCUCUAAUGGGGGUCAGCGGGGCUGGGAAGACAACUUUGAUGGAUGUCUUAGCAGGAAGAAAGACCGGUGGGUAUAUUGAGGGGGACAUUAGAAUUUCUGGGUACCCUAAGAAGCAAGAAACGUUUGCAAGAAUUUCUGGUUAUUGUGAACAAACAGAUAUCCACUCACCCCAAGUCACUGUCAAAGAGUCACUGAUUUACUCAGCUUUCCUUAGGCUCCCUAAAGAAGUCAACAAUGAGGAAAAGAUGAUUUUUGUAGAUCAAGUGAUGGAAUUAGUCGAGCUAGACGGUCUCAAAGAUGCUUUAGUGGGGCUUCCAGGAAUUUCAGGGUUGUCAACUGAACAAAGAAAGAGGUUAACAAUUGCAGUUGAGCUUGUUGCUAAUCCCUCAAUCAUUUUCAUGGAUGAGCCAACAUCAGGUCUUGAUGCAAGGGCAGCUGCAAUUGUUAUGAGGACUGUUAGAAACACUGUGGACACAGGGAGAACAGUUGUCUGCACAAUUCAUCAGCCUAGCAUUGAUAUCUUUGAGGCCUUUGAUGAGCUGCUACUGUUGAAGAGAGGAGGACAAGUUAUCUACUCGGGACCCUUGGGCCGCAAUUCUCACAAGAUUGUCGAAUAUUUUGAGGCAGUUCCUGGUGUGACAAAAAUCAAAGAGAAGUAUAAUCCAGCCACAUGGAUGCUAGAGGCGAGCUCGGUAUCAACUGAGCUUCGGCUUAGAAUGGACUUUGCUCAACACUACAAAUCAUCUUCCUUGUACCAGAGAAACAAAGCUUUAGUAAAGGAGUUGAGCACACCACCAGCAGGAGCAAAAGACCUCUAUUUUACUACUCAGUAUUCUCAGUCAUCAUGGAAGCAGUUCACGUCUUGCCUCUGGAAGCAGUGGUGGACUUAUUGGCGAAGUCCUGAUUAUAACCUUGUUAGAUUCUUUUUCACCUUGGUAGCUGCACUUCUGCUUGGAACUAUUUUCUGGAAGGUUGGCACUAAAAGAGAAAGCACAGCUGAUCUUUCCAUGAUUAUUGGGGCUAUGUAUGCUGCUGUGCUUUACGUUGGAAUCGAUAACUGCGCUACAGUUCAGCCAAUUGUUGCGAUUGAACGAACAGUUUUCUAUCGAGAAAGAGCUGCUGGGAUGUACUCUGCAUUACCUUAUGCACUGGCACAGGUCAUUGUUGAAAUACCAUAUGUGUUUAUUCAAACUACAUAUUAUACAGCGAUAGUGUAUGCUAUGGUGAGCUUCCAAUGGACAGCAGCAAAGUUCUUCUGGUUCUUCUUCAUCAACUUCUUCUCAUUCCUUUACUUCACAUACUACGGAAUGAUGACCGUUUCCAUCACACCAAACCACCAAAUAGCAGCCAUAUUCGCAACAGCAUUUUAUUCGGUCUUCAAUCUCUUCUCAGGUUUCUUCAUCCCAAGACCCAGAAUACCCAAGUGGUGGGUUUGGUACUACUGGAUCUGUCCAGUGGCAUGGACAGUGUAUGGAUUGAUAGUGUCGCAGUAUGGUGAUAUUGAGGACACCAUUAGAGCACCUGGGAUCACACCUGACCCUACUGUGAAAGGGUACAUAGAAGACCAUUUUGGAUAUGAUCCAAACUUCAUGGGACCAGUGGCUGGGGUUCUGGUUGGCUUCACACUCUUCUUUGCCUUCAUGUUUGCCUACUGCAUAAGGACACUGAACUUCCAAGUUAGAUAG
Molecule: messenger RNA, 4578 nt
Organism: Prunus armeniaca (apricot)
Lineage: Eukaryota; Viridiplantae; Streptophyta; Magnoliopsida; Rosales; Rosaceae
Source: the annotation of a GenBank genome assembly